Molecule: messenger RNA, 1938 nt
Organism: Cinclus cinclus
Lineage: Eukaryota; Metazoa; Chordata; Aves; Passeriformes; Cinclidae
Gene: DYNC1I1
Product: dynein cytoplasmic 1 intermediate chain 1
Exons: 16
Coding region: 1-1938 (645 amino acids)
Biological process (GO): transport along microtubule
Cellular component (GO): cytoplasmic dynein complex
Molecular function (GO): dynein light chain binding; dynein heavy chain binding
Source: RefSeq, a predicted model, not a curated record
AUGUCAGACAAAAGUGAUUUAAAAGCAGAACUUGAACGCAAAAAACAACGUUUGGCUCAGAUAAGAGAAGAAAAGAAACGGAAGGAGGAAGAAAGGAAGAAAAAAGAGGCUGAUCUACAGCAGAAGAAGGAGCCAGCUCAGGAAGAUUCUGACCUAGACCGUAAAAGAAGAGAGACAGAAGCUUUGUUACAGAGCAUUGGUAUAUCCCCAGAACCACCUCUAGUGCAGUCGCUGCAUGUGUUAACAUGGGAUACCUGUUAUUUUCAUUAUUUAGUCCCAACCCCUAUGUCUCCCUCUUCGAAAUCAGUGAGCACACCCAGUGAUGCAGGCAGCCAGGACUCAGGGGAUCUGGGACCCAUAGGAAGGACCUUGCAAUGGGACACAGACCCCUCAGUGCUGCAACUCCAGUCUGACUCUGAACUUGGACGCAGACUGCACAAACUAGGGGUGUCAAAGAUUACCCAGGUCGAUUUCUUACCUCGGGAGGUGGUAUCUUACUCCAAGGAGACACAGACACCUCUGGCCACACAUCAAUCUGAAGAGGAUGAAGAUGACGAAGAGAUGGUGGAGCCAAAAACACAGGAUGACUUAGAGACAGAAAAUCAAGACCAGAAGCAGGAAGUGAAAGAAGCUCCUCCUAGAGAACUGACAGAAGAAGAAAAGCAACAAGUUCUCCAUUCAGAAGAAUUCCUGAUAUUUUUUGACCGCACAAUACGUGUAAUUGAGCGAGCUUUGGCUGAAGAUUCUGACAUCUUCUUUGACUAUAGUGGCAGAGACGUAGAAGAGAAAGAUGGAGAUGUUCAAGCGGGAGCCAACCUUUCCUUUAACCGGCAAUUUUAUGACGAGCACUGGUCAAAGCAUCGUGUGGUUACAUGCAUGGAUUGGUCUCUUCAGUAUCCUGAAUUGAUGGUUGCAUCUUACAACAAUAAUGAGGACGCUCCACAUGAGCCUGAUGGGGUAGCCUUGGUGUGGAACAUGAAGUUCAAGAAAACCACACCAGAAUAUGUGUUCCAUUGUCAGUCCUCCGUGAUGUCAGUCUGUUUUGCUCGCUUUCACCCAAACCUGGUCGUUGGUGGAACAUACUCUGGCCAAAUUGUCUUGUGGGAUAAUCGCAGUCACAGGCGCACUCCUGUUCAGAGAACUCCCUUAUCUGCUGCUGCUCACACGCAUCCUGUGUAUUGUGUGAAUGUAGUUGGAACACAGAAUGCACACAAUCUUAUUACUGUCUCUACGGAUGGCAAAAUGUGCUCCUGGAGCCUGGACAUGCUCUCAACUCCACAGGAGAGCAUGGAGCUGGUAUACAAUAAGUCCAAACCAGUGGCGGUCACAGGAAUGGCUUUCCCAACUGGAGAUGUCAAUAACUUUGUCGUGGGCAGUGAAGAGGGAACAGUCUACACAGCCUGUCGUCAUGGAAGUAAAGCUGGCAUUGGUGAAAUUUUUGAAGGCCACCAAGGACCUGUCACAGGAAUCAAUUGUCACAUGGCAGUGGGUCCAAUAGACUUUUCCCACCUCUUUGUCACAUCAUCAUUUGACUGGACAGUAAAAUUGUGGACCACAAAGCACAACAAGCCGCUCUACUCCUUUGAAGACAAUGCCGACUAUGUCUACGAUGUCAUGUGGUCGCCAGUGCAUCCCGCGCUCUUCGCCUGCGUGGACGGGAUGGGGCGCCUGGAUCUGUGGAACCUGAAUAACGACACCGAGGUUCCCACAGCCAGUGUCACCAUAGAAGGAGCGUCUGCCCUCAACCGUGUCCGCUGGGCCCAGGCUGGGAAGGAGGUAGCAGUUGGUGAUUCAGAAGGCCGCAUAUGGGUCUAUGAUGUUGGAGAGCUGGCUGUUCCACACAACGACGAGUGGACGCGCUUCGCCCGCACCUUGGUGGAGAUCCGCGCCAACCGAGCCGACAGCGAGGAGGAGGGGGCGGUGGAGCUCUCGGCAUAG